Molecule: messenger RNA, 5850 nt
Organism: Pygocentrus nattereri (red-bellied piranha)
Lineage: Eukaryota; Metazoa; Chordata; Actinopteri; Characiformes; Serrasalmidae
Gene: tjap1
Product: tight junction associated protein 1 (peripheral)
Exons: 13
Coding region: 829-2910 (693 amino acids)
Biological process (GO): Golgi organization
Cellular component (GO): trans-Golgi network
Source: RefSeq, a predicted model, not a curated record
ACACAGAUCUUUCCCACCUGAGCUUCCUGAACUCGCGCCAUGCGUGGGGAUUCCUAAGGAUUACCCGGCGUGCCCCGCGGGAAAGAUGGCGGUGUCGGAGAGGAGAAGGAGAUAAAGUUUAUCUCGGAUCUUCAGCGCGGCUGCCUCGACCCGGAGAUCGAUAUCGCCACUUUACCGGUUAGUCGAAGGCGGCUAGAGCAGGACCGCUGAGCUUGAACCGCUUUACUGACGCGGUCGUGCGUUUUGCGGUGGCAGAUAAACCUGAAAUAGUUGCGACUCCUGACUGACCGCCGCUAGCGAGCGUUAGCAGAGCGAAGUGGUGCAGGAACAAAGUUUAUCACCGCGGCUCGGAGUGGGAGAGAGCCCGCCGGCUGACAGCGGGGUUUGGGGGGACGACUCGCUACCGUUACCGUCACCGUUACCCGCAGCGCUCCCGAAACGGAGGAGGUAAGAGCCGAACCGGUGGGAGUACCGAGUACCUCUGGAGUGGAUGUUUCAACAUGCCUGGAAAAGAUUUCUCUGCUAUGCCUGGAUUAUGGGAAUAAAUUAAUACCUGAGAUAGCUUCUCACAAAGUCAUUGAUAGCCUAGAGGUUCACAUGCCAGCAGGAGGAGGAGGAGGUGGGGGCACAGGAGAAGGAGAGGGACGAGAGCUGGAUUGAGUUUCCCUGGCGACCAGAGGGACACACUCAGGGCGAUGACUGGAGCUUGCAGCAUGCACGUUUGAGAAAGCCCUGGGCCUGACUACAACUGAAUGAGGACAUCUCAGAGACACCAUCUCCAUUUUUGGGACUGACAGCCAGUGUUUGGACGGACGCUGAGCUCCCAGCAUGACGAGCACCGCCCCAGCCCGGAAGCCGUACCGUAAGGCGCCUCCACAACACCGCGAGACGCGCCACAGCUUGCCUGUGUUCCGGGAUGACCUUAGCGGGAGUCACCCAGCAACUGGCAGCCCUUCGCUACCAGCACAGCCUGAUCCCAGCCAGGAGUCCUUAUCAGAUGCAGACAAAAUCAAAAUCUUGCAACAGCAAAAUGAAGACCUGCGUCGGCGCCUGACUCAAACUACUCACAAGAUGGAGGCCAUGGAGACAGAGUUUGAGACGAGUCGUCACUACAUGCAGGCAGACAUGGGCCGAACCAGAGAUGAUCUGGAGAAGAUGAGAGACAAAUUCCGAAGACUGCAGAACAGCUACACAGCCUCACAGAGAGCCAAUCAGGACCUGGAAGAGAAGCUGCACGCCCUGGCUGCCGUCAGUCAAACUUGGGUCUAUGCACUUCGGAAAGUGGAGCGAGACAAGAAGACCAUGGAUCAAGAGAUAGUGGAGCUCACCAACAAGCUCGUGGAUGCCAAGAACACAAUCGACAAGCUGGAGGAGCUGAAUGAGCGCUACCGUCAGGACUGCAAUUUGGCUGUGCAACUGUUGAAGUGCAACAAGUCACAUUUCAGGAACCACAAGUUUGCAGAUUUACCAUAUGAACUGCAGGAGAUGGUGAAUAAGCACAUGAAGAGCAGCCUGCCUGACAAGAGCCAGAGUCCUCAAGGAGCCCAGGGCCAGGAUCCAGAUACGCUGAGCCUGACACCUGCAGAUGUGGUGCCCACAUCCGUCAUUGCCCGGGUGCUUGAGAAACCCGAACCGCUUGUGCUGAACUCGGCGCAGUCCAGCAGCAGUGCUGGUCGGCCAGUGGCCGAAGAUGUGUUCGUCCACGUUGAUAUGACUGGACCCCAGAAUGAGAAUGGGGGUCCAGGACAUACUAGGCAGAGUGGCAGCACUACGUCCGAUCAGCAGCACGUUAACGGCAUGUGUCGAAGUCAGGCCAGUCCAGAUGGUCCGUUGGUUGAUGACAUGGCACCCUCCUUCGAGAAGCUGAACCCAUACCCUGCACCACCACCUCCGCACCCUCUCUACCCUGGCCGCAAGGUGAUAGAGUUCUCCUCUGACGACAAGGUAAAGAUCCCCAAGAACAGCCCGCUGCCCAACUGCACCUACGCCACACGGCAGGCAAUCUCCCUCAGCCUGGUGCAAAACGAGGAAGAAGCAGGAGAACGGCAGCGCACUGUUCCGAACAGCCCCGCUGUGUCUGACGGAGGCUGGCGCUCUGGGACAUCCUCUUCUUCAGGCGGAGGGCACACAUCACUCCCCCGAACACCCCAGCAAACGGACAUCACCGACCCUCUAUCCAGCCAGUCCAGCCCCUUCAGCAGCCCACCGCAGCCACCGAGUGCCUUUGCCAGCUCAGGGAGUUCUGAAGAAGACCUGCUCGCCAACUGGCAGCGGAUGUUCGUGGAGAAAAUAGCACCAUCUUCAGAGGGCACCCUUGUCAACCGCACCUCCUUCAGCAGCGAGACUGUAAAGGAGCUUCAAAGGAGUCGCAAUAGUAAGUCAGGAAGAGAAUCUUCAGACCAAGGAAUCUCGCGUGGCGCUUAUUCAGAUGGAGAAGAAGGCUCCUCUGCUCAAAGCUGGACGGCCAGCAGAGAGUCCAGCCUGGACACGGACACCAGUAGCGUAGCAGAUUUGCGCACCAAACGAGGACAGUAUGGCGCCGACUUUUCUCAGGAGGAGAGCGAGCGUCUGCUUAUGGCUGUUGACAAUGAGGACGGCGCCAGUGGUGAUACAAUGGUCACAGUGGAAACCAGCCCAGCUUCUGCCAAGCGGCAAGAGUUUGCGGAAGACGCUGGGUCGGCAGGCAGCUCUGCCGAGGAGAGGGAUGUGCUGCCACAGGAUUUUCCUAUCAUUGGCUCCAGGGUCCAUGCCGGGCAUGAGGAUUACACGGAUAAGCCCCCGUCUCAGCGGCACCACACCCAGAGUGGCUCUAGUCGGCCACACAAGAGCCCCAAAAGGAUGGGAGUCCAUCACCUGCACCGCAAGGACAGCCUUACCAGAGCGCAAGAACAUGGAAACUUGCUGGACUGAGAUGAAGACCCACACCUCGUUUCUCUGUUUACUUACAGUGCUCUUCUGCUUGCUAGCAAUCACAAGUCAUAGCAGCCCACAAAGGGAGGCAGGGAGGUGGUGGUGUGAUCACCUUUUUUGCCGAUUCAUUACUGUAACUCUUCAGAAACUUCUCAGAAGCUGGAAGUUUACUUUGAUGUGGCAUUUAUGAAAUGUAUGAGUUGAGGCAAUCAGUUAGUAUCUUAAAAAGUCAUUCUGAAACGUAACAGAUCAAUGGAACAAUACUUGGGGUGCCCUAUGAGAAUGCCAGACUCCCAGAAUUGGUGUAAAUGAGAAGAGGACCACAGGAUAUAGCCAUAUAAAGACACCUCUACAUGUGGCCGAUGUAUUGUUAUGGGGGAGAUGGAAUAGCCCUGUAAUGUAUUGCUGUUUUGCUGUCAGGAACUGGAAUAGCGCACAAAACAGAAGCAAGGACCCGCUGUUUUCAUUAAGGGUUUCCCAGUGAGAGCCCUUGGUUUAAAAAAUUUGGGCAGACUGUUCGCAGAUCAGGUGGUCUGGCGUGGAUGGAAUGGUGCAGGUUUCAUGAAAUCUAACGGAUUCUUUCUUCGACUUACAGUGCCUGACCCUUUUUCUGAAUGAGGGGUUUCCCUGUUGCCCUUUAAGAGGAAGUAUUACUCCUUAAGUCUACUUUCAGCUCACAUGGAACUGAGAAAAAACCUCCACUGCGCAGACAAAAUCUUCAAACACCUCUCUUCAUAGAUCUACCACUGUAAUUCUUGACUUAACUGAAAAAGGACACCCUUUUUAUGAGUAUCUUAAACUAUGGGAAGAUCUUGAGGCUUUUAUUUAGUUUGUUGUUUUCAACAUCAGGUAUUCAUUUACAUCCAUGCUGAUUAAUCUGACUACUGAUAUUUAAACCAGAGAUUUAAGUUUUGAAGCAGAUAUUUUGUCCUUGGCGUGUAUUUAUUUGUUUUGGUUGAUAUUUUUUUUUUUUUUGUUGUUUUUGCUGAUCGACUAAGAAGUAAAUUUCUUGUUAAUUUCCACAUCAUGGUGAGCACUAUUGGACUUUAAACAGAUGGUAGAAUGCGCUAAGGUAUUACGUCUUUAUUUAAAUGAAACUGGAGCCCCGUAGCUAAUCAAAUUUAUCUAUUUAAUUUAGAUUAAAAAGACCAGCAAACAACAGCAAAUAACUGUAUUACGUUCUAAAAUGCUGUUUUAAAAGGCAUGUAACCCUGAUGACUAUAGUUGUGAGUUGAGAGCUCAGUAUUGGAGAAACAGUGGGAUUUGUGAUUUGUUGUUUAGUUAUAUGGGUAGUAAUGUGUUCUCUUAGCUACUGUCAGCAAUCAGCUGAUUGUCGCUGGAGUCCAUAUUCAGUACUUUAAUGCCAUUUACUUGGAACUAUGCAUAACAUACCUUUUGAAGUACUUCCAAAAAUGGAAUUAUACUCUAGGUAGUUGAACAGUUCUGUCAGUUAUGACGCUCUUUUUGUAAGAUUACACUUCUGUUGAAGUACAAAGACAGUCCAUUUAGCCCUACAGUCCACAAUAUUAGAUACUGAGCUGUCCAAACGACUGUCCUUCAUGUCUUUUGAGUGUAGAACUAAAUAAGCCUCACCUGUUGGACAGUUUUGAUAUUAGCCCUGAAUUUGAUGUAAGCCAUUAUUGCUCAAAAGAAAAGUAGUUAUUCUGUUUAUGUAGCAACCACUUUUGUGUUGUUGUUUUUCAUGUUUUCUUUUUGUUUUUAAAGUGUUUUAUUUGUGUGUAAGUUUAUUCAGACUUGCAGUCCUCAUUGAGGCGUUAUAAUCAGCCCGUCUGACAUUGACCGUUUAUAAAGAUGGCUUUACUUUGAUUUUCUUUCCAGACAUCUUGAAUGGUUUCAAGGCUUGGUUCAAGUUGGGGGUCUGAGUUUAAAAAAAAGGUUUCAGAUUUCCAGAACUGGCGCGUCAGAGACACGGCAGCGCGACAUUUUUAUACAUCUGUGUUCAUUUUAUACUCUGAAGAUGGUCGAAAACACUGUGCAUGUUGCCUUUAUGUACUAUUUCACACAUUCUGUGUUGGUUUUUAUUCAUAUUCGGAGAUGUGAUUUCUUUUGGUUACUCGACCACUGGAUGUUUCAGGUCCUUGCUAUCCAGACGCUGUGCUCCAUGCGUGUUUCAUGCAGAGGAAAAAGAAAAGUCGAUGGGAAAUCAGAUGCGUACGCUGAAUAUUUGCAGUAUCUAGCUCAAGGUUACACGUCAUAGGUAAUUGUGUGUUGUGCAACCAUGACUCCUAACCUUGCGAGUGUAAAACAUAUCAGCCAGUUGUAGUAAAAUGCAUAUUAUUAAGUUUAAGUCAAAGGGCCAUGAGACUUCAGCCACUCUGUAACAGACUUGCUGCAUGUAUUUACAUUGUGACUGGCCUACACAACACUACACUGCACUCCCUGCCUUCAAUAAUUCAGCUCCGUUUUCUCUGUUGAGACAAACAGAAUGUGUGACGGAAGGGCUCCCAGAUCCACCUCUGCUUUUCCUCUCGUUAUUCAUCCUUUGUUCCUGCUGUUCCAUCUUUUUUCCCCUCUCCAUAUGUAAUUGUAACGGCCCAUAAUGAAUAGAACUGUAACGAGCCCCUGUGCUGAAUAAUUGAUGUUUUAUCAUGCUCGAAAAUAGCUCUGUGAUGUUUAAAGGAGAGGGGGAGACAGAGAACAGUCUGUCAGGGUCUUGCUCAUGGAAAUGGACGUCCUUAAAUAUUUCAUGGCUUCAUCAGAUGGGAUGUAGACGAGAGCAAAUACAAAAAAAAUGUAAGAAAGAAAAGGAAAGUGAAGAAAUGAUGUAAUGUACUGUGCGUAUAAAUAGGCUUUUACAUCUGGUGUGCUGCAAGUUUAAUGACUCUGUAUCAUGACUAUAAUUGAGUGCAUGGUUAACUGACAGUUCUCUUCUUUCAUCCAAGGUGACCUGACGCACAAUGGAAGCAGAAUGUUGACUGA